GGGUUUUUCACUAGGCUGUGAAGGCAGACGCCUGUUUCCACACAACACAGACGGCUGAGCAGAAAUCAGAAGAGCCGCUUGCUCAGAACUGGAGGGAUCCCCGGCUAGCUGUACAUCUCCUCUCCUCUCCUCUGCCAGCAGGUCACUGUGUUGCCCAUUUAUUAAUGGAUGUGACUCCCCAUCCCAACUCCAGAGGGUACCAUUAACUGCCUGCCUGCAGGCAGAAUCCUAGAUGUCAAAAUGACAGAGCGCUUUGACUGCCACUACUGCAAGGAGACACUGUUUGGCAAGAAGUACAUUUUGAGGGAGGACAGCCCCUACUGCAUCAAGUGCUACGACAGCCUGUACUCCAACACGUGCGAGGAAUGCAAAAAGCCGAUUGGCUGCGACUGCAAGGAUCUGUCCUACAAGGACCGGCACUGGCACGAAACUUGCUUCCACUGCUUCCAGUGCAAGAACUCGCUGGUGGACAAACCUUUCGCAGCAAAAGAAGAACAUCUUCUCUGCACGGAAUGCUACUCCAAUGAAUACUCCUCCAAGUGUAGUGAGUGCAAGAAGACCAUCAUGCCAGGUACCCGCAAGAUGGAAUAUAAAGGAAACAGCUGGCAUGAGACCUGCUUUAUCUGCCAUCGGUGCCAACAGCCAAUCGGAACAAAGAGUUUCAUUCCCAAAGACAGUCAAAAUUUCUGCGUGCCCUGCUACGAAAAGCAGUUUGCUAUGCAGUGUAUCCAGUGCAAGAAGCCAAUUACUACAGGAGGAAUUACUUACCGGGAGCAGCCGUGGCACAAGGAGUGUUUUGUGUGCACCGGGUGCAAAAAACAGCUCUCUGGGCAACGCUUCACUUCCCGGGAUGAGUUUGCCUACUGUUUGAACUGCUACUGCAGCCUCUAUGCCAAGAAGUGUGCAGGAUGCACCAAUCCAAUCAGUGGACUUGGCGGAACCAAGUACAUCUCCUUUGAGGAACGCCAGUGGCACAACGAUUGCUUCAACUGCAAGAAGUGCUCCCUGUCGUUGGUGGGUCGCGGUUUCCUCACAGAAAGGGAUGACAUCCUGUGUCCUGAGUGUGGGAAGGACAUUUAAAAUGUGAAAGGAAUAAAACCACCACCAUCAGCUCUCACAAGGGCAUUUAUUUUCUCAAAUAAGCAAUGACGGCUGUGGGUUUUGACCAGAAGUGAAAAACGUGUUUGGGUUUUCCCCCCUACAAUAUAUAUUCAUCAGG
Molecule: messenger RNA, 1219 nt
Organism: Podarcis muralis (Common wall lizard)
Lineage: Eukaryota; Metazoa; Chordata; Lepidosauria; Squamata; Lacertidae
Gene: FHL2
Product: four and a half LIM domains 2
Biological process (GO): negative regulation of calcineurin-NFAT signaling cascade; negative regulation of transcription by RNA polymerase II
Cellular component (GO): Z disc; nucleus
Molecular function (GO): transcription factor binding; transcription coregulator activity
Source: RefSeq, a predicted model, not a curated record